Gigantopelta aegis is the source of this 345-nucleotide messenger RNA. RefSeq names its product pyridoxal 5'-phosphate synthase subunit PdxT-like. Gene Ontology annotation, cellular component: cytosol; glutaminase complex. The record is from RefSeq and is a predicted model, not a curated record. NCBI's taxonomy places the organism in Eukaryota, Metazoa, Mollusca, Gastropoda, Neomphalida, Peltospiridae. Gene Ontology annotation, biological process: pyridoxine metabolic process; pyridoxal 5'-phosphate biosynthetic process. Gene Ontology annotation, molecular function: glutaminase activity.
AUUGAUGGCUUAAUUAUACCAGGAGGUGAAAGUACAAAAUUAAGUGUGUUUCUUAGCAAAAAUGAAUUUAACCGAACAUCUAAAAAAAUGGAUGUCAACAAAUGUGGUGUUUGGGGUACAUGCGCCGGAUUAAUAUUGUCUGACAAACUACAAAGUCAGAAAAUAGGUGGUCAAGUUAAGACAGAAACAGUUGUUGCUGUCCAGUACAAGAAUAUGAUAGCAACCGUUUUCCAUCCAGAACUUACUGAUGAUUUGCGUUGGCAUCUUUACUUUAUCAACGAGCAGAAAGUGGCCUCCAUCAAGGAGGAGGAUUCUUGGGAUUUUGGACUAGAGCUCGAGCUAUAG